Gloeophyllum trabeum ATCC 11539 is the source of this 2511-nucleotide messenger RNA. RefSeq lists its product as uncharacterized. Bases 154 to 2220 code for a protein of 688 amino acids. The record is from RefSeq and is a predicted model, not a curated record. The transcript is spliced from 3 exons. Gene Ontology annotation, biological process: regulation of fungal-type cell wall biogenesis. Lineage: Eukaryota; Fungi; Basidiomycota; Agaricomycetes; Gloeophyllales; Gloeophyllaceae. Gene Ontology annotation, cellular component: mating projection tip.
GCCGAAGAAGGUGAACGCUUGAAGAGGGCAGCUUCCUCAGUAUCACCUCGGCCAGCGCUACCGGUGGAGUCUCUACCACGCGUUCGACGUUGCAACGCCCGCCAAAGCUUCUCUGCUGUACGCCCCUCUUGAGGGCACCCAAGUCCAGCUGUCAUGAGCUGGUUCACGUCGCUUUUCUCGUCGGACAGCUCCCGCCGAAAGAACCAGGCCAUGUCCUCGACGCAUGAGGCUUUCUCUCUUCCGACAUCCUCGCCCAUUUUCCCCAACCAUCCAAACUCUCUGGGAGGCGACACGCCCUACACGCCCGAACCCGAGUCCGCGUCGAGUCCGUAUACGUACCCACCCCCCUCAGCCGGAAGUAUAUACGAUUAUUUGCCGACGUCUGCUGGUGGUUCACGGUCUCGUCCUGCUUCCCUUUUGCCCAUUCACAACAAACCAUUGUCCCCUUUGCCACCCUACCCUCCAUUGGCGCAGACAUGGCAUCGACUCCAAACGUGGCUAUCGAAUGAGUACCCUGAGUUGGGGGAUACAUUGAAUUAUGGCAUCCUACCUCAAGACCUCGCUCAAAUAGAGAUGCAAUUUGGAUUCGAGCUUCCAGCGCCCGUCCGAGAGUCGUAUCUCGUUUGCGACGGACAAGAGCCGGAAUCAGCCGCAGGCUGCUCCGAGGGUCUCUUCUUUGGCUUGACCUUGCUUCCUCUGGAGGAAGUGCUAGAGGAGUGGAGGUUUUGGCGAGACGUGGACGACGACCCUAUGACCGGCGCAAACCCGAAGUUGCGGGAGGUCAUGCAUUCAAUACCGCCAGGCUACGUCCGGAAGGAAUACUCUUCCAAAGGCUGGAUACCACUCGUGGCUGAUCGAGCUGGCAACUAUCUGGGCGUGGACCUCAACCCCGCCGAAGCAGGCUCUGUGGGGCAAGUCAUUAUAUUUGGUCGAGACUUUGACACGAAAGUUGUCAUGUGGAGAGGGGAUGGCUCCAGCGGGUGGGCCAAAUGGCUUGCCAGCUUUGUCGAAGAGCUCGAAAGCGGGGAGGGCUAUGAGCUAGGGGCCGCGAAUGAUGGGAGCGAAGGUAGCGAGGACGACAUUGGGUACGAAAGCUAUUUCUACGGUGGCAGCGGCCGUGGUCAAGGGGACGUAGGAGGGGAUGCGGGCUCCGGAGGGCUACGCCUUACCGGGGAGUACAGAGGGUGGAAUGUUUUGGAAGCUUGGGCAGAUCGUAGUGUCAGAAAAUGGUUGGAGUCUGGUCUGGUGACCGAGGAGACUCUCGUGCCGUCAGAAAAGGGCAAGCGGCGAGAGUCAUUUGUGGAGUUGGCGACGGUCAGCAAACAGUCGGACGCUGAAGUCCCCAUCCCGGUACUGGCGGAUAUCGAUGAAAAGCCAGAGCUUGGUCCUCUGACGGAGAACAGCGCUGAGGGCACGGAUAGAAAAGUUGGACCUCGGCAACCUUUGCCUACUAUAUCCGUUACCAAACCACCUGCCCCUCGGCCGGUGGACCUACCGACACAGGAGGAUCUAGUGACCCCUUCAUCCCCAGAUUCAACUCCCUCAUCACCCAGAGAGGGUGAUUUGGAGAGCGGCGGUAAUAUGAUGAAGGAGGUAGAAUUACCUCCGCGGGAACUCGUCACACGGACCCAACCUUCCCCUUCGCAAAAGCCGGUGGCCAACGGGAUACAAGAAGCAACUCUGGUGCCUUUACCUACAUCGCCGUCUGGCUCAUCUCCCGGUGCUUCGUCUGGCACGACACCACCUGCUCCUUCAGGAGGGAUGUCGGACAUUACGGAUCUACUCGCGGACUCUGCCCCCGCGUUAAACGCUCAACCUAUUGAACCUGUUUCAAGUUCUCCUAGUAAGUCUCCUGUCAACAAGCCAGUCCCAAGUACUGCCAGUGCGUCUGCUACGACUCCCGUAGCCGAGGAGCAGCCCGAGUCAGGCGGAAGCGAUGAUAAGGAUGAGACUGCGACCAUUAGGCUGGUGGGCGGAGGAGGUGUAUCCGGGACGAGCGAUGAAGUGGUGUCACCUCCCGCUGAUGGAGAUAUCCCGGAUGAUGCUGAAACUGAGGGCGCCGAGCUGGCUUCUGUGGUUCCUCCUUCUAAUGAGGCAUCGACUCCCAGCGAGAAGAAGGGGCACGCGAAGAAGAAGAGUAGUGUUUCUUCUGGGUUGAAGAAGUUUGGAGGAGGCAAACGGAAAAAGGACUCGAAGAGUAGUAUCAAGGACGAUCUCUGAUGAUACGGUGCGGACGCGGUUUGACUAUAUCUAUCUUUUGUGGACGUUGGACACCUUCCGCACUGGCCCCAGUCAUCCUCAUUCUUUUCGUGCCGUUCUUUCCUGUCUGCCUUCAUCCUCCCCAAUGUACCAUCUGCAUUCCACGUCUUUUAUACCCAUAACCACGAUUAACUGCUGUCGUCUUAACUAUUUGCACGCUGCUUGGGUCAGACGAAGGUGGGCGAGGAGACAGCCUUUCUAGAGACGUUACUCGACAUCAUACAUUACAUUCCUCUUGGAUCAAUAUAUCCC